Molecule: messenger RNA, 207 nt
Organism: Aspergillus ochraceoroseus IBT 24754
Lineage: Eukaryota; Fungi; Ascomycota; Eurotiomycetes; Eurotiales; Aspergillaceae
Product: translation machinery-associated protein 7
Exons: 3
Coding region: 1-207 (68 amino acids)
Source: RefSeq, a predicted model, not a curated record
AUGGGUGGCCAAAGCAGAGAAGGCGGCAAAGUCAAGCCCCUCAAGGCUGCGAAGAAGGAGAAGAAGGAUCUCGAUGACGACGAUAUUGCCUUCCAGGAGAAACAGAGGGCUGAGGCUAAGGCUAGGAAGGACUUGAUGGAUAAGGCUAAGGGACGCGGCCCAUUGAACACUGGCCAGCAGGGUAUUAAGAAGUCAGGAAAGAAAUGA